AUGAGAUCUGCACGGCUGCAUGGUGCCCGGCUCACAAGCUUCCGUGGUCCUGCAACGCCACCUCUGGAUCCCAGAUCCCAGAUCCUAAAUACCAGCCACAGUUCCCUGUUCAUCGCUCAUCUCAUCCGAACACCGUCUUCCCUCGCUCGCGCGGUUUCCUCGCCCACCAAAUUGGUCUUCCUUGUUCUUAUUAUUAUUAUUAUGUCAGUGUCACUGUGCGGCUACAGAGCCAGAGAACAAGAACAACCAGAAAAGACAUUCUGGCUGGAGUUCCAGGUCUGCAGCGACGGUCAUUACGAUCAGGCCGCUCAGUCUGCAGCCGCCUCCACAGCCACAUUCACAUGCUUCGGCGACCUGCCCGUCGAGCUGCGGCUCAAGAUCUGGGAGCACCUCCUGCAGCCGCGCGUGGUCAUCGCGGCGUGCCUGGACGAGGACAACGCCGCCGAGAAGCGCGCGCAGCUCGCCCGGCGCCGGAACCUCCCCGCCGCGCCGGUGCUGCUGGGCGUGUGCCACGAGGCGCGCGCCCUGGCCCUGCGCCACUACGAGCGGGCCUUUGGCUGGCGCGUGCCGGCGAUGCUGGCGCGCCCGCGCUCGGCCGCGCCCCGCGUCUGGUUCGACUUUGCCCAGGACACGCUGCUGCUGCUGGGCGAGCUGGAGCCCUACGACAGCAGCAACAUCAACGCCCCCAUGGUGUACUUCCUCGACCGCGCCGACACGCGCCGCGUCAGGCACGUCGCCUGCGCGUUCGAGGAGCUGCGCUUCGGCGAGAUCGAGAGCGAGCAGAUCUUCGGGUGCCUGUUCCACGUGAUUGAUUCUUUCACAGGGGCGGAGCGGCUUCUGAUCACCAGCACCGAGGAGGACCUCGAGAGGCACACCAUGAUCGGGUGCCUGCCGAGCUCUACGGACAAUGUCGUGCAGAAGAUCUGGUGGGCGUGGAUCAACGGCACGAGUAUUGUCACCAGCAGGAUGAGAGAUAGACAAAUUCUAAUGGUGAGAGAGGACGGGCUAGCGGAUUUCGUUGCUGGGCAUAUUUAG
Molecule: messenger RNA, 1035 nt
Organism: Diaporthe amygdali
Lineage: Eukaryota; Fungi; Ascomycota; Sordariomycetes; Diaporthales; Diaporthaceae
Exons: 1
Coding region: 1-1035 (344 amino acids)
Source: RefSeq, a predicted model, not a curated record